AUGCAUAUCCUCUCGCUGCUUCCGGAGCUCACCGUCGUGAUCUUCAGCCAUCUGGUCCGUGUGGACCCUCCUCAAGCGUCACACACCGGAAUGCGGCUGGGAUGGAUCAACGUGACGCAUGUCUGUCGGAACUGGAGAGAGGUGGCUCUCGACUACCCGCUGUUAUGGACGGAGCUAUCAGGCGAACUCGGGCCUCGGUGGCUUGAUGCCUUCUUCCAGCGUAGUCAGGAAUGUCUCGUGACCCUCAACAAGUUCGAUUACUACCAUAACCGAGUGCGCCUUCUCGACAAAUUAUUACCGCCAACCCUGCAUCGUAUCCAAAACCUCACCAUCGAGCAAACCCCAUCUCGAUAUGUUCGCGCUUUGCUCACCUCGAGACCCGCGCCGGAGUUGCGGGAAUUCCACUUCAUAUGCAGGCAUGCUGAGACAGAACCCUUCAUUGCCUAUCUUGAAAUGGACACGUCGACAAGCACCUUGCCUGAGCUCUUCGCGGGUGAUGCACCUCGGUUGCAAAAACUCACUCUGCAUCAUGUUUGCUUUUUUCCUUGGAACUCCUCGGCUAUUGCCGGGCUAACAUCCUUGCGCCUGACCUACGUGAAAUUAUCAGCUUGGGAGACUAGGGAGAUAAUCUCAUCUUUGCAGAGAAUGUGGCGUCUGGAGGAGUUCUAUCUCCACUGCUAUGCCCACGCGGUUACAGGCCUCCCGCCUAGCAUUACGAACGUCGUCGAGCUUGAGAAGCUCAAAUGCUUGUCCAUCGAAGCAGAUCAUACAUUGUUCCACUAUGUCUACCGUCAUAUCCGGCAUCCACGCGCCACUCGUCUACUACUCACGAGUUCGAUGCAAGAUCAAACUCACAGUGGGGAUCAUGGAGUCGAUGGUAUUCUCGCUCUCUUGUUGAGCCACCCUUCACAUCGUUCAAUGGAGGACUACAAAACCAUCGGACUCAACCCAGGCUCAGGCUCCAGAAGCUCCCUGCGUAUACAGUGCUGGGAAGAAGAAUUCCCUCUUACAACGCAGAACCUACCAGACCCGCCCUUCGUGCUCACUAUGGCAGAUCGAUCGACAGCACCGGACGCGCCGUUUGGAGACGUUCGCAAACAGAUCCUCUCCGCCCUCCGUUUUCCGAAUGCGCGUACGCUGUACUUGCAUGCUCGCAACGGCCUUCUCAAUGUCGAACUGACGACGGCUACGGCGCACCUUCCAAGCGUCUCCAUCCUAUCAAUCACGUGCGGGCGCGAUGAAAAUCCAGAGGACGCGCGGAUGACGCUCUUGCCGCUAGGCCAAGUACCUACGCAUACCAGGCCUCUUCUUCCAAACCUCCAGACGCUAGCAUUCCCCCUCGAACAUUACGGGCUCAUGAGCGCUGUUGGUGACAAGUACGACAUGAAGACCACCGGAAACAGCAUGCUCGAAGAUCUCCGCCGCUUCGUCGUCAAUCGUCAAAGGCUUGGAGUCCCUCUACGCGCGCUAUAUCUGCACCCAUCCACGCUUCGCGCCAGUCCGUCCAGCGACCCUUCAUCCGUUCCUUCCGAGCUCGCGGACAUCAUGCCCAUUCACGAGCGAUCCCAGCGAGCUGGCGAUGUAGGGCCCCAAUCAUCUCACAGGCACAUAGACUAUCGUCUUGUCAUGCGCUGGAUUGUUGAGCGCUGUGACAUCCUGCCUCUGCGCGGAACCCGAUAA
Peniophora sp. CBMAI 1063 is the source of this 1680-nucleotide messenger RNA. The record is from the annotation of a GenBank genome assembly. Lineage: Eukaryota; Fungi; Basidiomycota; Agaricomycetes; Russulales; Peniophoraceae.